Molecule: messenger RNA, 1472 nt
Organism: Triticum aestivum (bread wheat)
Lineage: Eukaryota; Viridiplantae; Streptophyta; Magnoliopsida; Poales; Poaceae
Product: immediate early response gene 5-like protein
Exons: 4
Coding region: 78-728 (216 amino acids)
Source: RefSeq, a predicted model, not a curated record
UAAAUACAGCCUUAGAUUGAUGUCAAAAAAGAAAAGGAAAAAUUAGGAGCUCCCUUGUAAACAUCGCUCCAGCACACAUGGCAGGGCACGAUUGCGGCGCAUCUCGCCCUUCCCCGGGGCCUGAGCAUUUCCGCACCGCCGCCACCCCUUCCCUCCACGGCACCGCCUCGAGCGAGCACCACCGCGCAUUCCCCUCCGCCCCUCGGCCUCGGCAGUCAGCUGCUCUCCCGGUCUCCGCGGCCUCUGCCCCAGCCGCCAUGCCGCCGGCCCCUGCCUCCCUUGCGCCGCCGAAGUCGAGGAGCACCAACUCCGAUUCGCACUCCUGCUCCUCGGCCUCGGCAGUCAGGUGCCCACCGGCCUCCGCCGCACUGCCGCCGCAGGCCCCUGCCUCCGCACCGUUGGGCCGCCAAAGCCGAGGAGCGCCGACUCCAGACUCCUCGCUCAGCUACUCUGUGCACCGCUGCUGCUGCUCGCCUCGCCGACUCGGCAGUUUCUUGGACUGUGAGCGAGACACUAAAAAUAGAAGACGAGGAGGUUUUUUUCAUCAAGUGCCCGCAGCAUCGGGUACGCCCUAUUGCUUCAGCUCAGGGGAGUCAGGGAGUGUAUUUGCAAGCAUUGAUGAUAAUGAUAUUUUAUAUCGUCUUCAGUCCUGUAGAUCUCGCAAAGGUGUUGGUUCUUCUUCUACCGUUGAUCAGGUCAUGGGACACACAGAUGAAGCAAAUUAUUGAUUUGUGUGCAGGUAAUCAAGAUUACCGGGCCCUUCAUCUGCAGAGAACACUUUGAUUGCAUCCUGCAUCAUUGGACGGUUUGAUGGGUCAGGUUCUAUGCACCGAACCGCGAUGGCAAUCACUUUGAAGAUUUCAUUUGCAAUCUCAGCUUUAGGGAAUGGGAGUCGGAUGUCCAGCAAAUCCUUGGGUAUUGUAUUUUUCUUGUCCAUGGACGAGAGGGAUGAAAGAAAAUCACCCGGAUGAUGUCCCAUGAACAACUCGAGCACAAGCACUCCAAAACUAUAGACGUCGCACUUAUCCGUCACCCUUGUUGUGUAUGCAAGCUGUGCCAAACCAACAAUGAAGAGUUAAUUUUAAUAACCUUUUUGUAUGUAUGCACUAAAAAAAGGGGUGUGAAGGGAUAAUAAGACUUGUUCCCUGCCACACAUAAGUAAGAAGGCAUGGCUCGAACCCGGGCUGGCUAGCCCACCAACCAUGGUACUAAUCAUUUGCAUCCGGGAGAGUUCUCAUAUAUAGAUUGUAGAGACCAGAGAUAAACAUAGUAUGGUCGAUAAAAAGAUAUAUGAUAUAUUAGUUUUUGACUGUAUAAUUGGAUACAUUUACACAAACCAAUAAGUAAUACUCUACUUCCUGCAACAGUUAGGAAGAUCUAUGCUAAUCAUUUCAUUAUUGAUGUGAAAAUAUAUAUAACGCUAUGCAAGACAUCCAUCGAAGUGACCAAAAUAAAUGUAACAACAUGUUCAU